AUGGCACCAUCACCAACAGCCCUGCAAGCUCUAGAGGCAAGUCCUCGCGUGCACGACCUCCUCACCCGGCUUCACGCCGAAUCAGAAGCCCAAGAGAAGACUAUCUCUCAAACCUGGUUCUACUUCAAAUAUCUCUUCGGCUUCUACCUCACCGGUAAAACAUGGUCUACUACCGCAGACGCACACAUGAGCGAUAAGUUCGUCGCCCUAGAGCAAGAUAAAUGCCAAUUCAUGUAUCUUCUCGCCCGCAGUAUCAACGCAAAGAACAUCGUUGAGGCGGGAACUAGUUUUGGCGUUUCGACGAUGUAUCUUGCUCUGGCGGUGGGACAGAACGUCAACGCUAUGAGAGCGAGGGGUGAGAAGGUUACGGGGAAGGUUGUUGGUACCGAGUGGGAGAGUAGUAAGGCUGAUAGGGCGAGAAAACAUUGGAGUGAAGCCGGGGAAGAGGUUGAGCCGUGGAUUGAGCUGAGGGAGGGAGAUUUGAGAGAGACUCUUUCGGAGGAGGGUAUGCCUGAGGAGAUUGAUAUGCUGCUCCUCGACACUUGGAUACCAAUGGCUCUUCCAGCUCUAGAGAUCAUCAAGCCUCGUCUGAGGCGAGGAGCUAUCAUUCUGGCUGAUAACACAAAGAUGGCUAAGGCGCUGUAUAACGAGUUUUUGGACUAUAUUCAUGAUCCGAAUAAUGGGUUCAAGACUACUACCACGGCUUAUAGUGGUGGACUUGAGAUGAUCGUGUAUCUACCUUGA
Fusarium mangiferae is the source of this 744-nucleotide messenger RNA. RefSeq lists its product as uncharacterized. Gene Ontology annotation, molecular function: O-methyltransferase activity. The record is from RefSeq and is a predicted model, not a curated record. NCBI's taxonomy places the organism in Eukaryota, Fungi, Ascomycota, Sordariomycetes, Hypocreales, Nectriaceae. The coding region runs from base 1 to 744 and encodes 247 amino acids. The transcript has 2 exons.